Molecule: messenger RNA, 752 nt
Organism: Laetiporus sulphureus 93-53
Lineage: Eukaryota; Fungi; Basidiomycota; Agaricomycetes; Polyporales; Laetiporaceae
Exons: 2
Coding region: 232-612 (126 amino acids)
Source: RefSeq, a predicted model, not a curated record
GACGAAUAUCAAACCGCGUUCCAUGCAAGGUGUAUCUUUCCUACGGCGAAACACGUGCACGGAACUCACCUGGUAUCGUUCCAUCGGGAGAAGCACGCAUGCCGUACAUGAGAACUCUUCCACUCUACUGGCAUAGAUCGGUAACGUGCCGCAAAUAAGACGUUCCGAUGAUCAGAAGAUUGCUGCGCGGCCCCGCUCAUCCCUCACCCAUCCGCCCGUGGCACAGCCUCAAUGGCCAAGUUCCCCAUAGCAGAGGCGGAGCUCGUUGCCAUCUUCACCGAGAGUAUUACCUAUGGAAUCCAUAUCGCAACAUUCACGAUGUGCAUGUGGACGCUGUUGCGCAGGUCGAAGGACUUGGAACGACCUGUAAAUGUGACGUUGCUCUUGUUUUCCAUUACACUCUUUGUCCUCGGCACGCUGGACAUCGCUUUCAAUUUCUAUCGCAAUCUAACCGCCUUCAUCUUCUACACGGGACCUGGUGGAGCGGGUAAUGUCUUUGACGAGCUUUCGAACUGGGUGAAUACCUCAAGGAGCGCCUUUAACGUAUUCGCCUUCGUCGUCGCAGAUGCUAUCCAGGCGCGCAGCGAUUCCUUGUCGCAGGAGAUAACGUAAAUGCUAACAGCCCGCUUCCAGGUUUAUCGCCUCUGGAUCGUCUAUACUCGCAACUGGCGAGUAGCCUUCCCUCCCCUGUUCUUAUGGUUUGCCGGGCUGUCGUGUGCUAUAUCGGUCGUAUAUUACUGCGCUACGCUCAA